Herpailurus yagouaroundi (jaguarundi) is the source of this 2906-nucleotide messenger RNA. RefSeq names its product colipase like 1 (gene CLPSL1). Lineage: Eukaryota; Metazoa; Chordata; Mammalia; Carnivora; Felidae. The transcript is spliced from 3 exons. Gene Ontology annotation, cellular component: extracellular region. The record is from RefSeq and is a predicted model, not a curated record. Gene Ontology annotation, molecular function: enzyme activator activity. The annotation marks the transcript as partial. Gene Ontology annotation, biological process: digestion; lipid catabolic process.
UGGCUGGAGGACGUCCGGGAGGAAAAAGAGACCCCCGUCCUAGUCACGGGAGCUGUGCCAGGAUGUGCGAGGUGCUGCCACCGCACAGGGGAAUAUGACACAGGACUCCCACCCCCGGGCUUACGUCUGGACGACAGGGAGACCUGCGUCCAGAGCAAGAAGCGCAAGAGUGGGUGCUGUCGCCGGGAGACCGAGGGCUGCGAGUCGCACUGCGCCCCCUAGGGGUCCGAGGGCAGCUCCUGUCUUUCGCAGACAUUCCUGGGUCUGUAUAACGAGUGUCCCUGCCUGCCGAACCUGACGUGUGUAUUUCCGAAGAAUGAGAAAUCAUUUAACAUCAUCUAUGGCCGUUGUAAGAAAAUUGAAAAAAGGAAGUCAGCUAAGAACAUUUUCUUCUAACGCUCCCUCUUUGCUGCCUUCCCCACCUCCUCCAUCUACUCCUACGCCUCCCCAAAUUUGUGUUCUUGCCCCUAGCCCUCAGAGCCUCCACCAGCAGGGGAGGGGCAGGGAGGGAGGGAGGGAGGGAUGAUGCGCCAUCACUGGAAUAAAGACUUUUCAGUGUUUGCUGCCCCUGGUGCCAGGGGCUGGGGAGGCGUGGCUGGGAUGGGCCGGGCACAGGUUGCUGGGGAGUGAAGGGGCUGAGAGGCCGGAAGCUUAGGCUUGGGCCUUUCCCCUGUUGGCGCAUGAACGAAAGUCCCCCAGAGGAGACUUGAGCUCUUCUCCCCACCCCAACCCCUUUCUGGCUUCAGCCCAUUCCAUAAGCCACCCGCCAAAAGCUCAGUUCACACCUGAACUCUUGGUUCCCCCGACCUUAAAGGUCACAAAUGUGAAAGGAAGUGUCCAAGACAAAUGUGUAUGAAGAAUUGGCAGUCUCAGUGGGCAGAACAUGUGAGUCAUUCUCUGGGUCAUGAACUCGAGCCCUGCGCUGGGUGUAGAGAUUACUUAAAAAAAAAAAAAAAAAUUGCCUGUGUUUAUGGAGCGCUUACUUUAUGCCGGGGGCGGUGCCAGGUCCCUUACACACAGGAUCUCAUUUCAUCCUACAAAAAAAAACCUUAGGAGGAGGGGUCAGAACUUUGAUCACCCCAUCUCAGGAGAACCUGAGACAGACUGGGCAACUCGUUCACAGUCACAGCGCUUGAACGUGAUGAAUCGGACUCUUUUGGGAGAUCAGAAGAGAAAGGAGGGAUAAGAAAAGGAGAGCCAAGGAAAGAGCGUGAGGAAAAGAAAGAUCAGAGCGCCGACUGUGCCAUGGGGACGGAGAGACGAUGAUGAAUCAGGACGAGUUUCCGCAAGCUGUACCUUUGGGUUGUGAGGCUUUAAGAGCCAGACGCUAGCUUGCUGGCUGUGAGUGUCGUGAAUUCUCUGCAGAAGCAGGCUUCAAGGCAGCCCUGCUAUAUUUGGGUUACGUUCUGGGAAUAAUAAUUCAGAUUUGGGACCCAAAGUCCCAUGGUUAGCUACACUUCUGAUUAGCUGAGCCAAGUGUGAACCCAGAUCUGAGCCAAGUAUGUCCUCCAGGACGUCAGUCUUAUGGUGCGAGAGCUCAGUAGUUGAGAUAGAAGCUGAGGUUUACUUAAAGCACCCCCUGUAAGUCUUGGCAACACUCUAACCUUUAUCUUGGCGGAAAUUGCUCCUAAAUGUGUCAGACAGAUCCACAGUGUCACAUGUACUUCAGAAAGACACAGGGCUACGGUGCAUGAGCUCCCCUUAUUUGGAGAAAAUCUAUGAAAGGCCCUUGGAAGGGGAGAUUGCAGGCUGGAAACCCAGCCUCCAAGAAGACCUAAUGUCUUCAAAUUUAGAAGGGGAGGGGGAAAAUACAUUGCUGAUGUGAUUACAUUGGUUUCAUACAAUGAAGAGGAGAAACUUUUCCUCUACCCUCUUAGGUUCAGUGUUGGGGGUCUGCAAAUUAAACUGACAAAAGACAGAUUGGCAAGAGAAAAGAGAGAUUUUUUUAUUCACAUACAUACGCAUGUGGGGGAGUUCACAGAAAAAGGUGACCCGAUGAGGCAGUUAGAAUUUGGGGCAUAUAUAUCAUCUUUAUUGGGGAAGGGGAAUGGGAGAAGGACCCUCUGGAAAAUGGCUUCUUAAUAGGGGAAGAAAGAGCACUUAGGGGAAAACACAUUAUUUUUUAGAAAGAUAAAUGGGCCCUUAGGAGAGUAGAUGACAGUUAUGAUAGUUUUUGUGACAAUGUCCAUUUAGGUGUGGUGCUGACUUCUGCAGUGAUAAGAUUCCAGCACAAAGAGUCCAUCUUUCUUGGUUGCGAGAAACUUCUCCAGGAGGGAAUUUAUGAUAGUUGAGUUCUUUGGGGAGGCUCUGCUUUUAGACAGAUGAAGGAGUUCAGAAAAAUGCCUCUUCUCAAAAUCCUUCAGCUUAAAAGAGCAGCACUGUCCAGCGGAAGGUGCAAUGUGAUUUUAAAUUUUCUAAUGGCCAUACUUAAAAAGUAAAGAGAAACAGGUGGAACCAAUUUUGACAAUAUACUCUACUUAUAACACAAUCGAAAGUGUUAUUUCAACGUGUAAAAAUUAUUUGAGAUCUUUGACAUUCUUUUUUUGGUAAUAGGUCAUCUGAAUCCAAUUUGUAUUUUACGCGUACCCCAAUUCAAGUGCUCAACAUGUGACUAAUUGGUACCAUAUUAGACAGCAUAUGUCCACAGGGUCCAGCAUCCAGCAUUUUUUAUGGAUUCAAGGCUGCAAAUAUUGCCACUUCUGUAGCUGAAUUUCUAGCAGAUCUAGAAAAAAGUUACAGCAAGGUGGGGAGCUCCCGGGGUUAGGAUAUUAAGGUGGAAAGUAUCAAUGGCAAGGCUACAACCUAUAGGACAUCUUUAUGGGAAUUUGAAAACAGGGACUCCUUGGGGCGCCUGGGUAGCUCAGUUGGUUAAGCAUCCGAUUUUGGCUCAGGUCAUGAGCUCCCGG